This is a messenger RNA of Drosophila persimilis, 1303 nucleotides long. RefSeq lists its product as uncharacterized. The record is from RefSeq and is a predicted model, not a curated record. The coding region runs from base 212 to 1156 and encodes 314 amino acids. Lineage: Eukaryota; Metazoa; Arthropoda; Insecta; Diptera; Drosophilidae. The transcript has 2 exons.
CAAAGAAGAAGAGUUGUUUACACUUGGAGAAACUUUCGUGACAAAUCGAUUAAGGCAGGCAGCAAAGCGCAUCGAAGGCACGCACUCAAGUGACAAAAUCACAGAGGCAGUGGCUGCUGCUUUCGUAAGACUCCAAUUACUGGUGCUCUCUCAUCCAGACGAUGGCUUUGCUAAAGACCAACGCAAUGACAGUAUUCCUUGAAACCUCGCGAUGACAAGUCGUUGGAUAUUUUUGAUCCUACUCCUUUAUGUGGGCGCCCAGGAGGGCAACGCUGGCACGGUCUUGGAUAACGUUGGGGACAGCUUGAAGAUGGCGGGACAAAUGUUUGGCAUCAAUACAGCCGCCGAUGUGGCAAAUCUGGUGGCGCAAGCCUUCUCGGGCAAUGGAUCCAGGGGCAAGCCGCUAGGUUUGAUGAGCAUUCUGCAGCACGGCUUCCAGCCCUCAGAGGACCAAGCGGAGCAGAAUCAAUCGGAGCAGCAGGAAGAGCCGCCUCAAGAGGAUGACGGCACUCGAAGGCCUCCUCAUCCGCCGCCUUUAAUGGGCAGUUUCGAUAGCGGACAACUGCUGACGAAUAUGCUGCGGAUGGUGGGCUUUGAUGCCCGAAAACUGGGAGCUCUGGCGCUCAAUGCCAUUAUCAUGAUUGCCCAGGCGAUUGGCAACACUCUGAUGCAGGCAACGCGAGGUGGAGCCGGCGGAAAUAACGGCGCUGCCUUCGAGGGACCUGAGGCGCUGUACGAACCAAACGAUCAUCAGCCGCGUUCUUUAUCCAUGGGUUCACCGAUAGAUUGGUUUCUACAGCGACCUGGGACGCACAGCAAGCGAUUGCUGGGCCGCAUUAUGGAUAGGGAUCUGCCCGAGCACAUACUGGACAUGAUCGAGUCCAAGGAGGACCUAGAAAGGGGCCACGAGGCCGGCUGCUUGAAGAUGCUCAUGUGCAAGAGCAAACCCAUUAUCUGGGGCAUGCAGAAUUCGCUAAAGAAGCGUCUGGCCGGGGAGCCCGAGCUACCAGAGGAGCAGGAGAAUCACAACUUUUUCAACAAGGGUAUAUUCUUCAAGUUUCUGCCCAGCCUGAAGGACUUCAAGGAACACAGUGCUGGCUGUGAGACGCGUUUCAAUGAGGAAUGUCCCAGGAAUGCAACAACGCAAGAGUAUUAAUAUUCAUUUUUCGAUGGAAACCCAUUCUAUUAUAUUCUAUAUAUAUAUAUGUUUUUUUUUUUAUUUGUUUAGCAACUUUUAUCAAAGGGAUUUGUAAUUUGUAUCUUAAACUUGCAUUCUACAAUAUAAAUCAAGAAGAUCGAUAAA